UAAAGACCGCUUUAUGUGCUUUCGUGCUUAGCGAUGUAUAUUGUAUAUGCAUUCCUAAGUCUGGCAUCAUUUGAAAAGUUUGUGAAAAAUUGUCAAAUAGGAUGCCUUGGAUGGAAUACAAAAUAAUAUUAAGCUUUGAAUAGUUUUUUCGUGGAUUUAUAAGCAUUUGAUUAUAACUGGUACUUUUAUGUAGUUAUGUCAAGAAACGGAGAUAUUAUGGAUGGUAUAGAACCGUGCCGAACAUGCGGCAUAUUUUAUUUAACAACUUCCAAUUUUCUCCGCCAAAUUUUCGACCCUUCAGCAGAUGAGUAUAACUUAUCAAAUAUCCGUACUGAAUUAGCUGCCUGGAAUGUUGAGAUCAAUCAAAGCGAUGGCUUACCGCAAUUCAUUUGCACAUGCUGCAUUCUUGAAUUCCAAAAACUUUUUAAAUUUCGAGGACUCUGCGUAGAGCUGCAAGCUCAAUGGAGACAUUUUUACAAUUUAAGAGAAGAAAAUAAGAUAUAUAUUAAAAAAGAGUUGCCUGAGCCAGAUGAGAAACUCGAAAAUGUUUGCGACUUUAUUUACGUGGAUGACUUAAGCGAUAGUGAAUACAACAGCGAGACAAAAGGAAACUUUGGCUCUUUUAAUAUUUCUCAUGUUCCUAUUAAAGAGGAAAUUGUUAAUGAAACACCUAUUGGAAAUGAUAAAUUUGUUUCAACGACGGAAGAUUCAUUUCACCCAAAUGAAAUGGAAAUGCCAAAAGGUAGUGUAGAAAGUACCCUCAUUGAUUCAAAAACAAGAUACUCUGCUGAACCAGAGUUAUUAGACAGAUCAACUUGCUCAGAUUCCAGUUUUGAAACUAAACAAGGAUUAUCAAUGGGUGUUGAAUGUACCUUGUGUCGACAUAUGUCAUCUUCUGCUGAGGUCCACAAGCGACACAUGCAAAGAAUCCAUGAAGUAAAGGAUAUGGAUUGUCAUAUUUGUGGAAAACAGUUCAAAAAUUCUACAAGUACCCGUCUAAAGUUUCACCUAAAAUGGCACAGAAUUAGCAAACAUAUUAAAUGCGCCCAAUGUGGAUUUUUCUGUGAUUCACGUGAAACACUUAAAGAACAUACAAAGGCCAUACAUUCAAAAGUCGAAUGUCCUACCUGUGGUAAACGCGUUUUGGGGAAAAAGAUGAAAAUUCAUAUGCGCACUCAUGAACUAAGAACAUGGCAAUGCUCCUAUUGCGAUGAAGUAUUUAAAGCGGAAAGUGUACUGGAGUCUCACAUUUGGCAAGUACACGCUAAAGAAGAAACCCCGCCUAUAACAUCAGUGGGUAGUCCUUCCUCAAAUAAAUUGUUGAAUGAAGCACAUUUACCUUGUAAUCAUUGUGACCAAUUAUUUGCAACACAACACGAUUUGAAUGCACAUAACCUGGAGUGCCAUUUGAUGCGAAACACUGCCGAGGAGGAAUCAUACGUUGAGGGAGACAUUCAAAGUGAACAGUUCCAUUACGCAGACCAAACAGAUAUAUUGCAAAUUGCCGAUACAAACAUUAACGAUACAGUGGAAUCAGGGACAAAUGAGAAAGAAAUUUCAUAUGACUCAAGUAACUAUAACGAAUUCACACAUGUUAUUUCUUCUGAUGAGGAAACGGGCGAAAAUGAGAUCCAGACCGAUACAAUUAAAGAAUUCCCUUUUCCAAAAUGUACACAACCAUUUUUAAGUACUGAAGAACUUUGUACUCACUAUCAACAGCAUCUGCAAAAGCCUGAGUUCAGCUGCCAUAUAUGUGGCAAAUCUUUUGAACUUAAAUUUAGUCUUAAUCGUCAUUUGAUCAAACACAAGACGCAGUAGUUUAAAUAUAUGUUAUU
This is a messenger RNA of Ceratitis capitata (Mediterranean fruit fly), 1835 nucleotides long. It is a transcript of the gene E(var)3-9, whose product is annotated as oocyte zinc finger protein XlCOF6. Gene Ontology annotation, biological process: regulation of transcription by RNA polymerase II. The record is from RefSeq and is a predicted model, not a curated record. NCBI's taxonomy places the organism in Eukaryota, Metazoa, Arthropoda, Insecta, Diptera, Tephritidae. Gene Ontology annotation, molecular function: chromatin insulator sequence binding; zinc ion binding. Gene Ontology annotation, cellular component: chromosome; nucleus. Bases 196 to 1818 code for a protein of 540 amino acids. The transcript has 4 exons.